AUGGGUGCUUUCUGGAGAUGGCUUCAGGAGAUAGGAUUGCUCCGCCUGGUGCUGGGCGUCGGCAGGAAGCCACUCUUCGAGUAUGAUGAUCACUAUGUGAUGUUGAACGACAUCGGACGGAACCACUUCUACCGGGAAGCACUCGAGAACUUCUUGGCGAGUUGUCCUGGCUGUGCGGUCCUAGACCUCGGAGCCGGCAGCGGGCUGCUGGCGAUCCUCGCCGCCCGGGCAGGAUCUGAAAAGGUCUGGGCCAUAGAGGCGAACCCACAUCUCGCAGAGCUUGCAACAAGGACUCUGGAGCGCAACAGAGCGCUUUAUCCAAAGACAAACAUGAGUGUCAUCGCGCAGCUGUCAGCGCAAGUUGAUGCUGACGCUCUGGGGCGGAAAGCUGACUUGUUGGUGACGGAGACUUUUGGCACUAUGUUGCUGGGUGAGGGAGUGCUUACAUUCGUGUCAGAUGCAAGAGAUCGUCUCUUGAAAGAGGGCGGCCAAAUCAUCCCUGCCGGUGGCUGCCAGUACGUCACUCUGGUUCAGAUGUCGGAGCCCUUGUGGUCGCCUCCAUCCUGGCGUGGCUUCAAUCUGAGCCGAUUGGAGGACCUUCAGGACACGGUCUAUUGGAAGGCUAUGGUUGGUGCCUCUAGCACCGAACAUAUCAAGCUGAGCAAGAGGACUUGCGUCUUGGAGCUCGACCUUUACGAGGCAACGCCAGAGCAGAUUCCAAAGAAUCGCACGUUUUGGAUUCAAAUGCAGCAAUCAGGCACUAUCGAUGCUGCCGUGUUUGAUUGGGACAUUUGGGCAGACCGGAGCAAGCGCAAGGUGUUGAGCACUGCUCAGGGCUCUCGCAACUUUGCAGGUGAUGUCGCAUGGGGAUGGUUGCUGCAGCCGCAGGAGGAAGCUGCCGAGGGCUGGCGCUUCGGAGAUCAUCCGAGGAGGCAAAAAGUCAAGGCCGGAGACUGGGUGCAGGUUGCCGUGGAGUUCAUUGCGACUGGCAUCAGCAUGCACCUCCGUGCCCGCUCAGAACACGGUGCUGUAGGCCUCGAGGAGGACAUGCUACCGCCCAUCAGCUUACCGUCCAGGCUACAUGGAAUUCCCCGGCAAACCAUCAAGGAGGCCAACGAGUUCUUGCUUCCAGUUGCCGGGGAUCAGGAGCGACAUGACUUCUAUGCCGAGGCUUUGCAGGGUGCGGUCCGAGAGCUGGCAGCCCGGCCUCAUACAUUGCUGGACUGCAGCGGGAACGCGGGGUUGCCUGGCUUCUAUGCAGCCAAACACGUCUCUUUGCGGUCCUUGGUGAUGCCUGGCUCGGAGCAUGUCGCCUCCGUACUGAGACACAUCGCCGAGGAGAACGGGGUGGAGGGAGCCGAAGUCUUCGCCGGGGAUCCACGAGAGAUGUUUGAUGUGCUCCUGCCAGAGGGUAGGCGGGCAGACAUUGUGGUGGUGGAUCCCCCAGGCACACCGCUGCAGGGCCGGAGCCCUUUCGCAAUCCUGCCCGCCCUUCGCAAGGAGCUGCUGCAGGACGCGGGCCUGGUGGUACCGCCGCUUGCCUGCUUCGAAGUGGGGCUCCUCGAGAGCCAGGAGCUCUCGCAGAUCUUCUCCAUUCCGAAUGGAACCCGGGAAGAGGUGGACCUGCAAGUGUGGAACGAAGAGGCGAGGAGGCAAGGUCUUCUGAGCCGCAUGGUGCCCUACACGAAGUGGCUUGGUGGUCAUUCCACUUUGCGGCGCAGGUGGCUGUCGCAGCCGAAGUGUGUGUACCAUGUUGAUUUGAACAGAUACGGGCGGGCUCCCGUAUCGGGAGAGGAGACGUUUCGGCGGCCGCUCGCCGUUGAAGCAGCUGGUGUCGUGCAUGCUAUGGUGGGACGCUGGGUGGUCUUUGCUGAGAAGGGGCCUGCAGCACGCCGACUCGGAGCCGAGAGUACUUACGAGGGAAGGGACCUGACUUGGCCGCAGUAUGUCCAAGCGGUGGCGAGGGCCGACACGAACCCCGGUCUGCUGGAACCCCUACCCGUCGAAGCAGGCGCUGUGCAGCAGCUAGAGGUCACUGUGCGGCUUGGAGCAGCCAAGGUGACAGGAUCCGCUGGCCCAGAAUUCACUUUGCAGCUUGUUGGGACCGAUCAAGACGAUGUUUCUGCAAGACGAGGUGAUUCUGUGAGAAGGACCAGUGAAGCGCCCACCGAGCUCUAG
This is a messenger RNA of Symbiodinium sp. CCMP2456, 2178 nucleotides long. The record is from the annotation of a GenBank genome assembly. NCBI's taxonomy places the organism in Eukaryota, Dinophyceae, Suessiales, Symbiodiniaceae.